AGAUUAAGGGCUGGUGUGGCCCAGCAGCUGUCGGCCGCGGCCGCCGCCGCUCAGGCUCAGUCUGUGUUUGGCCGCUCGCGAGUUCACGCCGCGCUCUCUCCCGCCCUGCGUAUUCAGUGACAGUGUGAUAAAAGUUCGACGGGUGUGCGAAGAAAAAAAAAUGUGUCGGCCGACGGUGGUUGAUGCGGCGCACAACCGCUGAAAAGUCGCGGAUUUCGUGUGAUUUAUUCGCGUCUCUUCUGCACGCACCAUGGCCGAUUACUCGUCCUUCCUUCACCAAGGUUCUCGUCCAGAGUUCGGCGUGCCGGACAUGACGAUGCUCUCGGACAUCGACGAGGAGGGGAUCAACAAAAAUCUGCACGUCCGAUACGACCGAGACCAAAUCUACACUUACACAGGGACGAUCCUGGUCGCCGUCAACCCCUACAAGGAGCUCGACAUUUAUUCAACGGAAUCUGUUUUUCGUUACCAUGGUUCCAAGCUGGGCUCGUUGGAGCCGCACGUGUUCGCGCUGGCCCAGGCGGCCUAUCACUCGCUGCAGGCGGCUGACUUUGAAGAUGAGGACGUCGCCUGCAACCAGAGUUGUGUCAUCUCAGGCGAGAGCGGCGCCGGCAAAACGGAGACCACCAAGUUCAUUCUGCAGUACCUCUGCUCGGUCACCAGCAACGUCAGCACCUGGGUCGAGCAGCAGAUUCUUGAGGCCAACACCAUCCUAGAGGCCUUUGGCAAUGCCAAAACCGUUCGGAACGACAACUCGAGCCGCUUCGGCAAGUUCAUGCAGGUGUGCUUUGACAACAGGUGGAUGAUCAAGGGCUGCAUCAUUCAGGACUACCUUUUGGAACAAAGCAGGAUCACGUUUCAAAGUUCUGAGGAGCGAAACUACCACGUCUUUUACCAACUAGUCGCCGGUGCCAAAACGAGCAAAGAUCUGGCGCAGCAGUUCAAAUUGCGCAACGCCGAGUUUUACAAUUACAUCAAUCAAUCGGGCUGUCCGAAAAUCGAUGGCGUGGACGACGCGCGCCGCUUUGAUGCUCUGCGCUUGGCCUUCAACGUUCUGCAAAUCCAGCCAGAAAUGAGCGACGGAAUCUUCAGCGUCCUUUCCGCCAUCCUCUGGCUGGGCAACAUCCAGUUUCAGGACGUGGAUGGCGAGAAGUGCGCCCUCAUGGAAGGAGACAACGAAAUUCUGCAGACGGUGUCGGAACUCUUGGGGCUCAACUUGGAGGACAUGCAGCACGUGGCCCUCAUGAGGCAGAUCAACGUCCGAGGCAACAUAACUGAAAUUCCGCUCAAACUGCAAGAGGCUCGCGAGAACAGACACGCGAUGGCCAAAGCGUUGUACUCGAGGACGUUCGCCUGGCUGGUGAAUCACAUCAACACAUGCACCAACCCCGGCCAAGAUUCGACGCGCUUCCUCGGCGUCCUCGACAUUUUCGGUUUCGAGAACUUCGUGUGCAACUCGUUCGAACAACUGUGCAUCAACUACACCAACGAGAAGCUGCACAAGUUCUUCAACCACUAUGUUUUCGCGCUGGAGCAGGAAAUCUACCGACAGGAGGAAAUUGAUUUCGCCCACAUUCAGUUCACUGACAACACCAGCUGCCUUGAGCUGAUUGAAAAGCCGCCCCGGUGCAUCCUCAAACUUCUGACAGAACAGUGCCACAUGCCCAAGGGCUCCGACGUCGCGUACCUGACCAACUUGCACGGCGACUUUGAGAGCCACCCGCACUUUGUCAAGGGCGACGACCGCCGCAAGUGGGAGACCGAGUUCGGCAUCCUGCACUACGCAGGGGCAGUGACCUACAGCGUAAAGGGCUUCGUGGACAAGAACAGGGACGUCCAGCAGGACGUGUUCUUCGACUUCAUGAGCCGCUCCAACAACAAGUUCAUCGUUGAACUGACGCAGUUCCAAGACCUGCUGGGCGCCUCCGCCAGCCGCGUCAGCACCUCGGGCCGCUCCAGCAUCGGCUCCGGAGGCACCACCCUGGCUCGCCCUGGCACCAGCAAGGGCAAGCCGACCGUCAGUGAUACCUUCAGGCAACAACUGCAGUCCCUUGUUGACGUUCUCCAAGCCACAAACCCUUGGUAUGUGAGGUGCAUAAAACCUAAUAUGCAAAAGUCUUCCUCGAGUUACGACGACCAGUUAGUGCUAGAUCAGCUGAAAUACCUGGGAAUGCUGGAAAUCAUCAAAAUUAGAAAGGAAGGCUUCCCUGUUCACGUUCCGUUCUACGACUUUGUCCAGCGUUACUCCUGCCUGCUAACCCCCAAAAGAAAUCCAAUGUGGCUGCAGUUGAACACCCAAGAAGCUAUUAAAAUGAUUAUUGGCCCUUUAAAUGUAGCAAACACAGAAUGGCAAAUUGGCAAAACCAAGUUGUUUUUACGUCGGUGCGUCCACGAGCCAUUAGAAGAAAAAAGAAUGCAGAUUGUCCAGCACCAAGCUCUAGUCAUUCAGAGGUCCUGGAAGAGAUACAAAGCUAUGAAGGAGUACUUGAAGAUAAGGGAAGCGGCAAUGACAAUACAACACGGUUACAGGGGAUGGAAACAGCGAAUUUUGUUCCUCAGGCAGAGAAGGGCGGCAAUUGUGAUACAGUCCCAUCUGCGAGGCGUUUUUGCGCGCGAGGUCGCAAGUGCACUGAGGGAAAUGAGGAGAGUGGAGCAGGAAAUGCUGAAGAGGGAAAGAAUGGAAGAGGAGCGAAAAGCCAGAGAAGCCCUGGAGGCUAAGGAAAUGCAACAGAGCUUGGAGGAGUCAGAACGCAAGCGUAGAGAUAAACAGGGACUGGCGCAACAAGAAAUCGCUCAGUUGUCGCAACUCACCGAGCAGCUCAACUGCAAAAUGGCAGAGCAGCCGCCGCUCAACAAGACGGACAGCGUCGACUUGGACAACCUGUUUGCCUUUUUGUCCGACGUCCAAGUCAAGAACUCGGUGAUCGAUGAAAUCGGCAACCAGAUGAACGAUUUGUGCGACGACCUGGACGAAGAGUUGGAAAUCGUCCUGCAGGAGGCGAUGAAGGCCAACAACGCGCCCCCGUUGCCCACCGGAGCCCUUCCGCUGCCACCCUCCAACCCCCCCUCCAGCCUCGAUCUCACCAGCACUCGCCAGUGGGUGCACCAAAGUACGCUUCCGGAGCCCACCGAGCCUCCACCGCCACCGCCUGUGUCCAACAUUUGGACCAACGACCAAACGCCAGACGCGCUUCCACCGCCACCCCCCAUACCAGAAUCUGCUGAUGACGAGCCGAUUUACGAAGCAGUUUUGCCAAGAGAUGGUGAAGUAACUUCUCCCGUUCUGCCGCCUCCAGUUGCUGUCACCGCCAACAACAAAGCUCUCAGACCAAAAAGUCCUGGAGUUGAAAAGCUGCAGCGAGGAACGAGUCCGCAAGGUCAACGAACACCGUCCAGGAGGUCAAUCUCUCCGAAUUGCGCUUCGCCGAGACACAGCCGGCCAAACUCAAGAGCUUCCAGCAGCGGAGGACAGAACUGGCGCUUUGCAAACGGCAGGACCGCGUCUCAGGAGGACGAGGAGAGGGAGGCGCGCCGGCGAUUCAGGGUGGAGAGGAAGUUGCAGGAAAUGCAGCAACAGCAGGAGGAAAAUAUUCUGGAGCACCCUGACGUGCACCACGACAUUGUCGAGUUCGCGCACAAUUACUUCAACAACCACGAGCGAUCUCCUGAGGGCACCAUAAUGGCCACCCUGACCAGGAACAAGAAGUCGAUGGAGGUGAUUCCCAAGUACGAGAUGGUCACCUACUUCAAGGGCAACACCAUUCCGACCUCGCACGUCCACAUGUACGACCCCGACAACGUCAACAUCGCCUGCUCCUUAUUUAGGGAGCUUUGUCGGUACAUCCGAGGCGAGCUGAAGCCGGACGCCGAGGCCCAAGCGAUUCAGACUAUCAUUGCCAAUGGGCUUGAGAGAGAAGAACUGAGGGACGAAAUCUUCGUCCAGUGUAUGAGACAGGCGACCAAUAAUCCCAGCAUGGAGUCCACAGAACGUGUGUGGCUCCUGCUCUGUCUGAGCAUCGUGGCCUUCCAACCUACUAAACUCCUCUUCAAAUACUUUGUAUGCUUCCUGCGCAAAAAUAAGCAUGAGCUAGAUGGGAAGCUGCGGCAGUAUGUGGAGUGGUGUUUGGACAAUUGUAAAAAUAUCAAAGUGUCACCUAGACAGCACGCACCUUCCACUGUUGAAAUAGCGGCUAUGAAGCGGCUAGGCACCAUAGUUUGUAGGUUUUUCUUCCUGGACGGUCGAACCAAGGCCAUCGACGUACACCCGACGGACACGGCCUGGGACGCUGGGAUCAAGUUGGCGGAAAAACUGGGGCUGAGGAGUUUGGACGGCUGGGCCAUUUAUCAGAGCCGACCUGAUGGCGAGGAGCACGUCAGGGCCCACGACUACCUUUACGAUGUGAUAGCUGCCUGGGAAUUGAAACAAAACAAGCCAAACCAAACACCCAGCGCAGACAACAACAACAAAUCGUCUUUCUCAACCAUGUCACGCAGAAAUGCCCCAACCCUAGGAAACGGAGAGAAUAGAUUUGUAUUCAAGAAAAGGCUGUUCAAGGCGGGAAGAGAACUGUCACAGGACCCGGUUGAAAUUAGCCUUCUCUAUGCUCAAGCAGUCUAUAGCGUAGUUAAGUGUGAUGACUUCCCUGUGAGCCAAAAAGUGGCGCUCCAGUUGUGCGGUUUGCAAGCUCAAGUGGCCCUCGGCAACCCAAAACCCAACAAGCUGGACUACUACCAGGACAUUGACGCCUUCCUGCCCUACCGGAUAAGCAGGACGCGACCUGACGAGCAGUGGGUGCCCAUCAUCGCCCAGGCUCACCAGCAGUACGGCACCGGUCGGACCGAGUUGGCCGCUAAAGUGCUCUACCUGUCUUGUGUGAUGCAGUACCCCCUGUACGGAACCACCAUGUUCCCCGUCACCUACAGAGGCUACUGGUCGUAUGGAAACAAUCUGAUUCUCGGAGUGAACUGCGAGGGGCUGCUGAUGAUCAAGCCCGAUGACAAAUUUGUCCUGAACGAGUACCGCUACGGGGACAUUGAGUCCAUUUUCCUAGACCCUAGUGACAGCUUCGUCACAAUCAAUUUGAUGAAGUUGAUGCCAGAGAGCCACAACAAGUGUUUCGUCUUUGAAACGCCCCAUAAGGCUGAGAUCGGCUCUCUGGUGGCCAGUUACUGUCCGGCACUUGCCGGAUGGAUUUCAGAGUCUGAGGCGCCACCUCGAAAGCUCAAACCCGUGACCAAUGAAGACAGGGUGCGUCUCUUCUACAAUUUAGUGAACUGCCGAAAAUCCCUAGUUGACUCCGGAAUUCUGAAGAAACCGCAAGAUACGGGCGGCGGAUUCAUCAGAAACACCCUUCGAAAACUGAGCAAGCAGCGUUUGGAAAAGUUGCGCCACGAAUUCGGAGGCAACGUUUCGGGUGAAAUGGGCGAAACGUACCGCGGGUUUCCAUACGGCUUCUGGGCGUUCAGCCGGACGGCGUUGCUGCAGAGCCUGAGCAAGUUGCCUGAGCAGGAGGAACAACUGUCCAAGCAGGUGUUCGGCACCAUCCUGAACUACGCCGGGCUGGGCAACAACGGCGACGUGGUGCGGCGCGUCGAGGAGGAGCACGUCAACCUGCUGCAGAGCAUCAUCGAGCGCUGCAUGCACAAGGAGAACCUCCUCAACGAGCUGUACCUGCAGCUCGUCAAGCAGACCACCGACCACCCUGACCCCAACUCCAGGGUCAACCUGCGCCACUGGGCCCUCUUGUCGCUCACGUGCUCCGUUGUGCUGCCGCAUGACAAGGCGGUGCGCAAGUACCUCAUCGCGCACUUGAAAAAGUGCAGCAGCGAUUACGUCACCGAGGAGGGAAAGUACGCCAGGUUUGCAGACAAGUGUUUGCAUCGAACGCAAGGCACCAGACGCAGGCAAUUCGCCCCGUCUAAGGAGGAAAUAAUGUGCACCAUCAACAGACGGCCCAUCUACGCGCGUUUCCACUUCAUGGACGGGCAAUAUCACGCCGUCGAAUUCCACCCGUCGGCCACCGCAGGCGCCGUUUUGGACGUGGUCAAAGCCAAAGUCGGACUUCCGGAGACCGCCAAAGGCUACGCAAUUUACGAGGUUCUGGGCAGCUCGGAGCGCAGCCUGGCGCCAGACGAGAAACUGUCCGACGUCAUGUCCAAGUGGGAGCGCUACCGAGUGGCCACCGCCACCAACGGCCCCAACCCGCAGCCGUCCCGCCGCCAAAUGCACUUCUUCCUCUUCAAAAAGCACCUCUUCCUCGACCAGUACAUGGACCUCUCGGACCCUGUAGAAAAGGAAUUGCUUUACCACCAGAUGCUGCAUGGGCUGCGAACAGACCGCUUCCCUGUUUCUGACAAAGAUGCCGUAAUGCUGACGGCCAUCCAGGCGCAGGUGGAACUCGGAGACUGUCCAGACCCAAGGCCUGAACUCGAAGACGGUGGACUUUUGGACUACUCUGAAGUUGCGGCCCAUUGCCUGCCUGCUUUGAUGGCGCAGAACGUCAUGAGUGAGAGUGUGGCAAUGCACCACCAGAGUUUGAGGGGCAUGACGGCCCCCGAGUCGAAAAAGGCCUUCCUCAACGUCAUCCAGAGCUGGCCCCUGCACAGGGCAACCAUCUUUGAUGUCAUGCAAUCUUUCACGUCGAACUGGCCAAGAGUUUUGUGGCUGGCGGUCGACCAGACUGGUUUGCAUCUUCUGGAGCACAGGUCGCGCCACGGCCUCUGCAGUUACAACUACGACUCCAUUCUCAGUUACAGCCCUGCCCUCAACUGCCUUAUGAUCAUCAUCACGGGCAACGAGCAGCACAAAAAGCAUAGCAAGGUUCUCCUAACCACCUCUCAGGCGUUCCAAAUCGCGAGUUUGAUCCGCGAGUACACAGAAGUGCUUCAGUCGCCACACGAGGUUCGUCGGCGCGACACAAAAAAGACACCAGGCAACCAGCAGUCGCAGCGACCUGUGAGCAUUUUGCUGAAGCCUGUGCCGCCGCUCAACGAGGAGGACGAAGACAACCUCGUUCCCCAUCAGCGGUGCUAAAAAGAAGAGAACGAUUUUUCGUUGAGUUAUCUCGCAUCUCUAGUCCACUUAACUUAUUGAAAUAAAAAAACUGAAAGAAAAUUAUCCCAUAGAAACUCACACGCGUUACCGAAUAUUCAAUUUAUGUAAAUUAACCGAGCGAGCGAGAAGCGAUCAAGACGACGGUAUCCUAGAGGGUUGGCUGUGUUUGUUACGCGCACAAAAACUAAUUAUUUCUGCUUAAGAUGAACCCAAAUCUCAUUCAUUUUUAGUUUUUACUUUGAUUUAUCUAUUAUGCCUCUCUCACCCAAAACUGAAAUUGAUUUGAAAUUAGUUAGGCAAAUACAUUUGUACAGCUUUUUGGAGCUUCUGUAAAUAAACUGACACACGUGCUAACCGCGGACGCUGAACAUUAAUGCGCAGUUGAUUUUUACCUGACGAUGUAUUGUAAUGUGGAACUAAAUUAUUAUUAUAUACAAAUAAAUAUAUGCAUUUAAAAAGUGCGAUCGUUAAAAUUAGUGCAGACGAGGGAAUCGUGUCUCGUCGAUUUGAGUCGCGCAAAUUAUUUGACGAAUUUUUAUCUGUUGAGAAAGUUAAAAAAAAAAUAUUGACAUGUCGAAAUUAGUAAUGCAUUUAUUGAGACAAAGAGAUUGUACAGAAAUUCCGAGAAGGAGAAUAAAACGAUACUCGAAGAAA
Messenger RNA from Neocloeon triangulifer, 7708 nucleotides. It is a transcript of the gene Myo81F, whose product is annotated as myosin-I heavy chain. Gene Ontology annotation, cellular component: cytoskeleton; myosin complex. Bases 251 to 7033 code for a protein of 2260 amino acids. The transcript is spliced from 30 exons. NCBI's taxonomy places the organism in Eukaryota, Metazoa, Arthropoda, Insecta, Ephemeroptera, Baetidae. The record is from RefSeq and is a predicted model, not a curated record. Gene Ontology annotation, molecular function: cytoskeletal motor activity; protein binding; ATP binding. Gene Ontology annotation, biological process: signal transduction.